Molecule: messenger RNA, 1555 nt
Organism: Rhinolophus ferrumequinum (greater horseshoe bat)
Lineage: Eukaryota; Metazoa; Chordata; Mammalia; Chiroptera; Rhinolophidae
Gene: EIF2B2
Product: eukaryotic translation initiation factor 2B subunit beta
Exons: 8
Coding region: 88-1143 (351 amino acids)
Biological process (GO): translational initiation
Cellular component (GO): eukaryotic translation initiation factor 2B complex
Molecular function (GO): guanyl-nucleotide exchange factor activity; translation initiation factor activity
Source: RefSeq, a predicted model, not a curated record
AGCGGAAGCCGACCUCGUCCACCCCGGAAGUGCAAACCCGGCGGCCGUGCAGGUGUGGAUUCCGCCGUCAAGGCGGCUUCUUUCGAGAUGCCAGGAGCCGCAGCCAAGAGCUCGGAGUUAUCCGAGAGGAUCGAGAGUUUCGUGGAGGCCCUGAAGCGGGGCGGCGGGCGACGCUGCUCUGAGGAUAUGGCUCGGGAGACCCUGGGGCUGCUGCGCCGAAUCAUCACGGACCAACACUGGAGCAACGCAGGGGAGCUAAUGGAACUGAUCCGCGGAGAGGGCCGGAGGAUGACGGCCGCGCAGCCCUCCGAGACCACCGUGGGCAACAUGGUGCGGAGAGUGCUCCGGAUUAUCCGGGAGGAGUAUGGCAGACUCCACGGACGCAACGAUGAGAGCGACCAGCAGGAGUCCUUGCACAAACUCUUGACAUCUGGAGGCCUGAGCGAGGAUUUCAGCGACCCUUAUCCCCAACUCCAGUCCAACAUCAUUGAGGCAAUUAAUGAGCUGCUUGUGGAACUGGAAGGGACAACAGAGAACAUUGCAGCCCAGGCUCUGGAGCACAUCCACUCCAAUGAGGUGAUUAUGACCAUUGGCUUCUCCCGAACAGUAGAGGCCUUCCUCAAAGAAGCUGCCCGGAAGAGGAAAUUCCAUGUCAUUGUGGCAGAGUGUGCUCCUUUCUGUCAGGGUCAUGAAAUGGCAGUCAAUUUGUCCAAAGCAGGUAUUGAGACAACUGUCAUGACUGAUGCUGCCAUUUUUGCUGUUAUGUCAAGAGUCAACAAGGUGAUCAUUGGCACCAAGACCGUCCUGGCCAAUGGUGCCCUGAGAGCUGUGACAGGAACUCAUACUCUAGCAUUGGCAGCAAAACACCAUUCCACCCCACUGAUCGUCUGUGCUCCUAUGUUCAAGCUUUCCCCCCAGUUCCCCAAUGUAGAAGAUUCAUUUCACAAGUUUGUGACUCCUGAAGAAGUCCUGCCCUUCACAGAAGGGGACAUGCUGGAGAAGGUCAGCGUUCAUUGCCCUGUGUUUGACUACGUUCCCCCAGAGCUCAUUACCCUCUUUAUUUCCAACAUUGGUGGGAAUGCACCGUCCUACAUCUACCGCCUGAUGAGUGAACUCUACCAUCCUGAUGAUCAUGUCCUAUGACCGCACUCAUCCUAAGCAGAAGCUGCCUAUGCAGACCCAGAAUGGAGAGGAGACUGAGUGCCACUGCUGAAAUGCAUCUCCCUUGCAAUGGGGGAGUGAACCGGCGUCAACCUAAAUAAACUGGACACUGUCUCCUGCCUUUUUAAUCAUCCCAUAACAAGGAUGCAUAUCCAGGACUGGUUUUGUUUGUUUUUUUGUUUUGCCGUUCAGGUCUUAACAGAGUAGCAGGGCUUGACCUAUUGAUUUUGGACCCUCUUGGUGACCUGGGACGUCUGUUUCAGGAACUUAAACUUUCUGGUUCAGUGGCGUGUUAAACAUAACACUGAAUAGCUUGCUGGGAUACAGGUUUUUGCUCAGAAAUGACUACCACACCUUUUCGUAGGCUAUGCCAAUAAAAGCUGCUUGAAGGUUC